AUCCACUUCCGGUUGUCACCUAAUAGAAAAUAGGUGAGAUACGAUGGCACUUCGAAGAUUGGGAAGUCUCUGUGCAAGAUCAGCCCUCAGAAGAAACCAUGCCUGCUCAACUCCAAAUAGAUUUUGCUCCUAUUAUCCAAUUAAUGAUAAUUUAUUUGGGUUGAAUAGUGAGGAAAAACAGCUGAGGGAAUCAGUUUUCCAGUUUUGCCAAAAGGAGUUGGCACCAAAAGCUGCUGAAAUUGACAAAUCAAAUGAAUUCAAAGACAUAAAGGAUUUCUGGCUGGAGUGUGGCAAGCUUGGACUCCUAGGAAUUACUGCUCCAGCUCAGUAUGGUGGUUCCGAGAUGUCAUACAUGGAUCAUGUGCUUGUGAUGGAGGAAAUGUCUCGUGCCUCGGCAGCCAUUGCCCUUAGUUACGGCGCACACUCAAAUCUGUGUGUGAACCAGUUAGUGAGGAACGGUACAGAGGAACAAAAGCAGAAAUACCUGCCACAGCUUAUCACAGGAGAGAAAGUAGGUGCUCUGGCUAUGAGUGAACCUGGGUCUGGAUCUGAUGUGGUGUCCAUGAAACUCAAAGCUGAAAAAGAUGGUGAUCACUAUGUAUUGAAUGGAAAUAAGUUUUGGAUCACAAAUGGUCCUGAUGCUGAUGUGUUGGUUGUUUAUGCCAAAACUGACUUAAAGACAGAUAAACCCCAGCAUGGUAUCACAGCCUUUAUUAUAGAAAAGGGUAUGCCAGGUUUCAGUACAGGCCUGAAGUUAGACAAGCUUGGGAUGAGGGGAUCCAAUACAUCAGAACUGAUCUUCGAGGACUGCAGGGUACCAGCUGAAAAUAUUCUUGGAAAGAAAAACAGAGGUGUUUAUGUAUUAAUGUCAGGCUUGGAUUUAGAGCGUGGACUUGGUGCUUCAGGUUGUUUGGGGAUUAUGCAGGCAUGCUGUGAUGUGGCAUUUGACUAUGCACACCAACGUAAACAGUUUGGUCAAAAGAUUGGCGAGUUCCAGAUGAUCCAGGCUAAAUUGGCAGACAUGUACACUACACUGAAUGCCUCACGGUCCUAUACCUACAAUGUGGCACGAGCCCUUGACCGAGGCGAGAGACAUCCAAAUGACUGUGCUGCUGUUAUCCUGUAUACGGCUGAGGCAGCCACUAAAAUGUCCCUGGAAGCAAUCCAAAUUCUGGGUGGUAAUGGCUACAUCAACGACUACCCUACUGGCAGAUUAUUACGAGAUGCAAAACUGUAUGAAAUUGGAGCUGGAACCAGUGAGGUUCGCAGACUUGUGAUAGCCCGAGCUAUAAAUGCUCACUACAACUCCUGAUGAAUGGACAGAACUAUGGCCUGCGGGCGAUAAUAAUUUUCAGUUACUCAGAGAUGAAAUAUAUAAGUGUUAUUGGUUAUUCGGAGCUGGAAUCCAGAUAUUAUGAGACAUUGACUCUCUGUUGCUCAUCUUUAACUCUUUAACUUUAGGCUAUUUCAACAGGAAACAUUUAGUGAAUGUACACUCACAUUACAUAUUUUAGAAUUAUAUCUAAAUGUCACAAUACUGUCCAGAAUUGAGCGUUACGUUUCAGUACACUGUACCAGGUCCAUUAAAUAAUACUGUCCAGAAUUAAGUGUUACUUUUCAGUACACUGUACCAGGUCCAGUAAACAAAACUGUCCAGAAUUAAGUGUUAAUUCUCAGUAGUGUACCAGGUCCAGUAAACAAAACUGUCCAGAAUUAAGUGUUACUUCUCAGUAGUGUACCAGGUCCAGUAAACAAAACUGUCCAGAAUUAAGUGUUACUUCUCAGUACACUGUACCAGGUCCAGUAAACAAAACUGUCCAGAAUUAAGUGUUACUUCUCAGUAGUGUACCAGGUCCAGUAAACAAAACUGUCCAGAAUUAAGUGUUACUUCUCAGUACACUGUACCAGGUCCAGUAAACAAAACUGUCCAGAAUUAAGUGUUACUUCUCAGUAGUGUACCAGGUCCAGUAAAUAAUACUGUCCAGAAUUAAGUGUUACUUCUCAGUACACUGUACCAGGUCCAGUAAACAACUGUUAAUAAGAACAAAUUCCACAAGUCCAAAAUAACAGAACUUUACGGGUCCAGCUAGAAACAUUGGGCUUUAUUCUAAUUGCCCUUAUUACUGCACUGUCUAGAAACUUUUCUAUAGACAACGAUUUAGGUCAGGCAGUUUCAUCAUUGCACUAAUCUGUUAAAAAGAAAUGCCCAAAAAUUUUAACGGGACAAAAUAAGUUGUGAGAGAUGUGUAUCUAGAGAGCAAGAGGAUAUAAGGAGGGAUAAAUGUGACUAUGUACAAUGUACAUGUACAUAUUUCUGUGAUAAUUUUUGGUGAGAAUGAAAUUAUGUACAUAUUUCUGUGAUACUGUUGGUGAGAAUGAGACUAUGUAUAUAUUUCUGUAAUAGUAGUGUUGGUGAGAAUGAGAUUAUAUAUAUUUCUGUAAUAGUGUUGGUGAGUUUUAAUUGUGUAUAGAAGCUCUACUCUGUGUAAGUGUUGUCUCCAUAUCAGUGAAGCCACUAUAUGAAUCCAUGUUGAGAUCUCGGGUAUUUAUAAUGCCAUUGAGGAAAUAUUACUGAAUGUUUCUAUUAUUCAGGUGAGUUUAUGUAGAUUUUAUUACACUUCUGCUAUACCAAAGGUAACACUUCUGUCAUAAAUCAACCAGAACUACUCUAAAACUUCCACGAUAAUCAAUCGAAAUUACUAUAACCCUUCCGCAAUAAAUCAACUGUAACUAUUCUAACUCUUCAAUGGCCAAUUUUGUGAUAAAUGUUGGCAAUUAAUUUUGUGAUAAAUGUUGGCAAUUAGCAAACAUGUUAAUACUGUAUUUUAUUUGUGAUGAUUUCUAUAUUAUGGUUUAAUUUGAAGUGAUGGUUUCCGUUCCAAAAAUGAGAUGUCAAGUGGUAAUGAGAAUAAAGCUUAUAACUAAUUAUU
This is a messenger RNA of Pecten maximus, 2930 nucleotides long. Its product is annotated as isovaleryl-CoA dehydrogenase, mitochondrial-like. The record is from RefSeq and is a predicted model, not a curated record. Gene Ontology annotation, biological process: L-leucine catabolic process. Gene Ontology annotation, molecular function: 3-methylbutanoyl-CoA dehydrogenase activity; flavin adenine dinucleotide binding. Gene Ontology annotation, cellular component: mitochondrion. The transcript has 12 exons. The coding region runs from base 44 to 1312 and encodes 422 amino acids. Lineage: Eukaryota; Metazoa; Mollusca; Bivalvia; Pectinida; Pectinidae.